This is a messenger RNA of Penicillium olsonii, 1278 nucleotides long. The record is from the annotation of a GenBank genome assembly. NCBI's taxonomy places the organism in Eukaryota, Fungi, Ascomycota, Eurotiomycetes, Eurotiales, Aspergillaceae.
AUGCCUACCGUCUCAUUGUCCGAUGGAUCGUGGAGUUUCGACAAUCUCGGUCCUCUGACAACAACAUUCACCCAGCCCGCCAGGUGCACCCAGACGCCUAUUCAUGGAUUCAUCACAACGGUACUCGAUUACCCUUUGUGGCAAUAUGGAGUCGAGUGCAACCCAACAGUCGACGCCUCAUGUUACCCACCCUCCACCAACUCAUUCACAGGAACCUGGAACCCAAGGGAAUGGCUCGGCUACGGUGACUACUACUCUCCAGGCCUGCUCUGCCCAUCCGGCUGGGCCACCGUCGGAGCAGCCACCCGUGACGAGCACCACUCACUCACUUUCUCGGGGGCUGCCCACCCCUCCAAACAACCAGAAAAUAGCUGGAUUUACCUGUACCGCCCGCAAACUGCAUUAGCCAGUGCGCUCGAACCCGGCCAGACCAUGGCCAUGUGCUGUCCAAGUUACUCACUGCAAUGCAAUAGCUCCAUGACACCCGAUGCCCAAGGAGGAUGCUACUCCACGCUCUCGGAAAGACCAGCCUCGGCCUGUGUGGUGUAUCAAGAGGCGGAUAUUGACUAUUCUUCUGUGCUGAGCACUUACACGGAUGCUACGACUACGGAAACGAGCUGGUCAGCUACUUUCACGACGACGAGGGCGAUUACCACGGAAACUGAUUAUUUGACUGGCACUGGGUUCCUGGAUGAGCUCACUCCUGUUUCGUGGGUUGAUAUGAUCAUGAUUGUUCAUCACCAGUCGGACUUGUCGGAGGCUACUGACCUCCUGAUAUUGACUUCCACGUCAAUCCGAGCAAAAACCUUGGAAGUCAACCAUUGCCCACAACAUAUCUCCAUCACCAUGUCAAAAUCCACAACAGACAUCUUCAUGAGCAUCAAACCAGAGCACAUCCAAAACAUCGCCUUGCGCACCAAGAACCACGAAUACCGCGGCUAUCUCCUCCCGUCAAGCAUCCAGCGUAUUUGGUUCUAUACAUCGAGUCCUACCCAGAGCAUUGAAUACGUCGCCCAUAUAUCGCAUGGCAAGCGUCCAGGAGAACUGCCUGACGAUGGCGGCAUCGGAAAUACAGAGUUCAAUACGGGCUUGAAGACAAGCGGCUAUGCCUAUGAGAUUCUCAUUCUCUGGAAGCUCCGGGAUCCUCUUACUCUGAAAGAAGCUAUCAGAGACGGGCACUUGAAGGGACCACCGCAGAAAUAUUGCUGGGUGCCUUUGACAUUCCUGGAGGAAUACCCACUGGAGAAAUUGAUUCUGUUAUUUUCGACAAUUGAUUGA